CCGCCCCGUCCCUCCCUCCCCGCUCACACCUCCCCGCUCCCGCACACGCUUCCAUGGCCCCCUCGGUGCCGCCGGAGCGGGGCCCGCUGGCUCGCCUGGCCCGGGACACGCUGUGCCCGGCCUGCGGGCAGCCGCUGCGGGACCCGGUGCUGCUGCCCUGCAACCACAGCUGCUGCCGCCGCUGCCUCCGCACCGCCGGGACCCCCGCUCCCCCUCCCGGCCCCGGCGCCGCCCUCAGCUGCCCCCGGUGCCACCGCACCGCUGCCCCGCACCGGCUCCGCACCCCCGUGGCUUUGGCCGUGGAGACCCGCAUCGCGCAGCGCCUGGCCCGGGGCACCCCCGCGGCCCCCCGGCGUCCCCAGAGCCGCAGCCUGGGGGCCCAGCUCCGAGCUGACGCCGCUGCCACCACCACCCCCGGCCCCCCACCCCCUAAGGAGCCACCUGAGGGUGGGGGGACCCACCCCAAGCCGUCCCCCCCCCAUUGACACCCCAAUAAACACCGUGCCCCCCCC
This is a messenger RNA of Pezoporus occidentalis (night parrot), 512 nucleotides long. RefSeq names its product RING finger protein 39-like. Gene Ontology annotation, molecular function: metal ion binding. Bases 54 to 485 code for a protein of 143 amino acids. The record is from RefSeq and is a predicted model, not a curated record. NCBI's taxonomy places the organism in Eukaryota, Metazoa, Chordata, Aves, Psittaciformes, Psittacidae. The transcript has 2 exons.